UGUAGUUUUACUGGAUCCUUAUACCAAAGCACAUCACUAUAAUAGAAGUCUUUGGUCUCUGUGUAAAAAAUGUUGAUUUAAGCAUUUUGGAUUAAAGAAUUAAAAUAUUAAUAUGAGUUCCCUUGUUUUAGUUUUAAAAUGUUAUUUUGAUUUUUGUUGUUGUUGUUGUUGUUUUAUGUUCCCAUAAGGUUUCGUCGGGGAGUUCACAAGUGCAUUGAGUGUUAUUCGGAAAUAAAAGAUUUUGCAAACCAUUUUCCUACAUAUGUCCACUGUAGUUUAUGCAGAUACAACACUAGCUGUAGUAAAGCCUAUGUAAAUCACAUGAUGAGCUUUCACAGUGCUCGUGCAAGUAAAAGGUUUUGCAUUUUUAAGAAGCAUUCGGAAGACUUGAGGGGCAUUACUGUAGUGUGCCUUAAUUGUGAUUUCCUAACUGAUGUUUCUGGUAUAGAUAAUAUGGCCACACAUUUAAGUGAAAGUGACACUCACACAUGCCAAAUUAUCAAAGAAAAUACACCUGUUUCCAUCUCAAUUUCUGAACAAUAUACAGAAUGCAGAAGCAGCCCAGAGAUUUCAAAAUAUGUCCAGGGUAUAUCUGGACAGUGUCCCCCUCCGAUGGACACAACUGGUGCCUGUUCUCCCUUACCAAGGAUCGUGAAUAGUCUGACUGUGGAACCUGCUCCAGGUUGUCGCCUCAAGCAAUCAGAUCUUGGGGAGAGUGCCUUGCUACAUGGCUGGCCUCCCGUUAAAGAAUGAAAUAAUCGUUAUGGAAAAAGAAGCUACACCUGAG
Messenger RNA from Gracilinanus agilis (Agile Gracile Mouse Opossum), 787 nucleotides. Its product is annotated as zinc finger protein 280D-like. Bases 322 to 753 code for a protein of 143 amino acids. The record is from RefSeq and is a predicted model, not a curated record. The transcript is spliced from 6 exons. NCBI's taxonomy places the organism in Eukaryota, Metazoa, Chordata, Mammalia, Didelphimorphia, Didelphidae.